CCGACUUCGGUCGGCAUCUUUACGAAAAGCCAACCCAUCGUCGAGGGAUCUUCUUCUACCCGGCGACCAAGAGUCUUGAGAUCUUUGCCCUAAUUCAGACUGCGUUUUGGUUGAGGUCGUCAAGCUGGAGCAUUCCAAUCUCCGAAUAAAGCGGAAAAAUCUUCCCUUUUAAGUCAAGUGUUGCUCAGAUGCAGAGAUUGGGGGAUUUUAAGCUGCCUCACUUCUUCAAUUAUCCGCCCUACUUCACUCUACAGCCAGUAAGGGAAACACGUGAGAAGCAAGUACAACUGUGGAAGGAGCUCAUACUUGACUACUGCAGAAGCCAAAAGAUAUUUGUAAUUAGUUUGGAAGAAGAUUUUCCCCUCUUUUCGAAUCCAGUCGUUGAGAGAUCUUUAAGCCAUGAGGCAAGGCAGGUAUUUCUUGCAGCUCUUGUUAAUGAAGGACGUGCAGAAUGGAUUGACAAAAGUCACAAGAAAUGUCUAAUUCUUUGGCUAAGAAUUCAAGAUUGGGCCGAUUAUAUUUUGAACUUUGUAAAAGAAAAUGGAUUUGAAGACAGUGUCAUGACUGUUGAAGAUAUACGAUUUGGAAUCGAAACACGUGGCACUGAGCUUGCUGGAAUAGAUCGUGGUGUGCUAUUGCGUGCUUUGAAAUUAUUGGAGCAGAAGGGUAAAGCAGCAAUUUUCAAAGGUACCUCUGCCGAUGACGAAGGAGUAAAAUUCUCUGCUUAAGUUUGUGUUUCCCAAACUGAUUGUUUUCAUAUAUCUCAAACAUAAUUCCUUAGUUAUCUCCUUGUAUUACCUAUAUGCUGCAUUGUGCUGAUGAAUGACUGGAAACUUUAUUUUCAUCAUGAUAUUUAUUUUGGAUGCUUAAAUGGAAGCCUUUUGUCUCUGUUCCAUUA
Molecule: messenger RNA, 898 nt
Organism: Musa acuminata subsp. malaccensis (wild Malaysian banana)
Lineage: Eukaryota; Viridiplantae; Streptophyta; Magnoliopsida; Zingiberales; Musaceae
Product: vacuolar protein sorting-associated protein 25
Biological process (GO): protein transport to vacuole involved in ubiquitin-dependent protein catabolic process via the multivesicular body sorting pathway
Cellular component (GO): ESCRT II complex
Molecular function (GO): structural molecule activity; protein homodimerization activity
Source: RefSeq, a predicted model, not a curated record